Panicum virgatum (switchgrass) is the source of this 2389-nucleotide messenger RNA. Its product is annotated as LRR receptor kinase SERK2-like. Gene Ontology annotation, molecular function: ATP binding; protein binding; protein kinase activity. The record is from RefSeq and is a predicted model, not a curated record. Gene Ontology annotation, biological process: protein phosphorylation. NCBI's taxonomy places the organism in Eukaryota, Viridiplantae, Streptophyta, Magnoliopsida, Poales, Poaceae. Bases 265 to 2088 code for a protein of 607 amino acids. The transcript is spliced from 11 exons.
GAGAAGUGCUCGAGGUUCUUGCUCCGCGCUCACACUUUCCUCCUACCUGCUCAUCCCGAAUCCGCCCACCCAAAUCCUCGAGUCCGCCGCAGCCGCCGCCUCCUCCGCAAUCCAGCCUUCCGCCUCGCUGCGCCGGCAGCCUGCGCCCUCUCCGCCUGACCGCGCCGCCGAGCACGAGGGCGCGGCCACCCCCCACCGUCCACUGGUGCCGGGCCGCUGGUGUGGAUUGGAGUGGGGAUCCAGCCGGAGUAGGGUCUCGUCGAGAUGAGAAAGCUGGGAUUCGCUGUACUAAUCCUGGUGGCAUCCUUGCCGUGCUUAUUUGCAUCCGACCGCCAAGGGGAUGCUUUAUAUGAUAUGAAACGAAAACUGAAUGUUACCGGCGGCCAACUUUCUGAUUGGAACCAAAAUCAAGUUAACCCUUGUACAUGGAAUUCUGUGAUUUGUGACAAUAACAACAAUGUGGUUCAAGUAACAUUGGCUGCACGAGGAUUCACUGGUGUUUUGUCACCAAAAAUUGGAGAACUCCAGUAUUUGAGUGUCCUGUCACUAGCUGGUAACAGGAUUACUGGUAGCAUACCUGAGGAGUUUGGUAAUCUUUCUAGUUUGACAAGCUUAGAUUUAGAAGAUAACCUUUUAGUUGGAGAAAUACCAGCUUCUCUUGGCAAUCUUUCUAAGCUACAACUGUUGAUACUGAGUCAAAAUAAUUUUAAUGGGCCAAUUCCUGAUAGCAUAGCAAACAUUUCAAGCUUGACAGACAUCCGUCUGGCAUAUAAUAAUUUAUCUGGUCAGAUACCUGGUUCGCUGUUUCAAGUAGCACGUUACAACUUUUCUGGUAAUCAUUUAAAUUGCGGACCCAACUUCCCUCAUUCUUGUGCAUCCAGCAUGUCCUAUCAGAGUGGAUCCCAUAGCUCAAAAAUUGGCUUAAUACUUGGGACUGUUGGUGGAGUAAUAGGGCUUCUUAUUGUAGGAGUUCUCUUUCUAAUCUGUAACGCAAGGAGGAAAAGCCAUAUGCGGGAAGUUUUUGUGGAUGUAGCAGGCGAGGAUGAUCGGCGAAUUGCUUUUGGCCAGCUCAAAAGAUUUGCAUGGAGAGAGCUGCAGAUUGCGACUGAUAAUUUCAAUGAAAGAAAUGUUCUUGGACAGGGAGGAUUCGGUAAAGUCUACAAGGGAGUUCUUCCGGACGCGACUAAGAUUGCUGUAAAACGAUUGACUGACUAUGAGAGUCCUGGUGGGGAGGCUGCCUUCUUGCGUGAGGUUGAGCUAAUUAGUGUUGCAGUUCACCGCAAUCUCCUAAGGUUGAUUGGCUUCUGUACGACACAAACAGAGCGCCUGCUGGUCUAUCCAUUUAUGCAGAAUUUGAGUGUUGCCUACCGCUUAAGAGAGUUUAAGCCUGGAGAACCCAUCCUAGACUGGCCUGCAAGGAAACGGGUGGCUAUAGGCACGGCUCGUGGACUGGAGUAUCUGCAUGAACACUGCAACCCCAAGAUCAUACACCGUGAUGUAAAAGCUGCGAAUGUAUUGCUUGAUGAGGAUUUUGAGCCUGUUGUUGGUGACUUUGGCCUGGCAAAGCUAGUGGAUGUUCAGAAGACAUCUGUGACAACACAAGUCCGUGGAACCAUGGGUCACAUAGCACCUGAAUACCUGUCCACUGGGAAGUCGUCUGAGCGAACUGAUGUUUUUGGCUAUGGGAUCAUGCUUCUUGAACUCGUGACUGGUCAGCGUGCUAUUGACUUCUCACGGUUAGAAGAUGAAGACGAUGUGCUAUUGCUUGAUCAUGUAAAGAAGCUACAGAGAGAAGGGCAGCUAGACUCAAUCGUGGAUGUCAACCUGAAUCAGAAUUAUGACAGUGAGGAGCUUGAGAUGAUUAUGCAGAUAGCACUGCUGUGCACACAAGCAUCACCGGAGGACCGGCCAUCCAUGUCAGAAGUGGUUAGGAUGCUGGAAGGCGAGGGCUUGGCUGAGCGAUGGGAGGAGUGGCAGCAGGUGGAGGUGACAAGGAGGCAGGAGUAUGAGCGGAUGCAGAGGAGGUUUGACUGGGGAGAGGACUCUGUUUACAAUCAGGAAGCGAUAGAGCUAUCUGCAGGUAGAUGACAAUCUGUGACAAUGGAUGCGCGUAAAUGCAAUGCAACCCAUGUAUGUACUGUAUGUAACUGUUCUUAUGUGUAGAGUACAUAUUAGAUAGAUAUGUUCAUAAGAUUGUUCAGACAAACUUGGGGAGCCACAUCAUGUAUGUGGAUGAAAUUGGAUGGAUAAAUUGCAGUAGAUAGAUGAGGUAACUGUAAUUAUUUUUUGUUGGACAUAUCUGAGCUUAGGUUGUUUGCGCGCCAUGUACUAUAUUUAAUAUUCAUCUGCAGCUGUCAACUAUUGAUAAGUCAGGGUAUAGUUUGCUGCU